AUGUCUCGGGAGCAAAGUGGGCGUUCAUCCUCUCAGGCCUCUGAUGUUGUUAUCGUGAUUGACGAUGAUGAUGAUCCGGUGCAAGAUGAAGAUGAUACAUCAUCUGAUGAGGCCUUUGGCAUGUCCGAUCACGAUCUGCAACGUUCUCAACAAGCCUUGAGAAGUAGUUUAACGAGUAGUUUUCCAAUGAGUAGUGGUAGUUUAGGCAACGAUGGUAGUAUUACCUCCGGUAGCAGCCGUCCUGUAUCAAUGAUGGCUAGACGUAGCAUUCCUUUCUCGGAACAAGAGAAAAGACAGUCAUCAUCCAGCAGCCAACAAAGGCUUCCAUUGGUUGCUGUUCCGAGAAGUCCUGCAGUGCAGGCUAGUUCCAGUCAACAACAGACAUCAACAACAUUUUCCCUUUCAAACCCAGUCCAACAAUCGAGUUCACAAGUUUCAUCAAGGACCACCAAUGUACAGAGCAACCUCAUCAAUAGGAAUAACAAUGUUCCGAACAGGAUCACCAGAGACAGUCAAAGGAGUAUUGAUCAUUCUUUAGACACACAAAGAUCACCGGUGGUCGGAAGCAGCAGUAAUAAUAAUUGGACUGAAAAUUCGGAUCAACAACCCAGGCCCACACGAGCGAGUCGUCCAACAACUCGUAAUAUUUCAACCAAAAGAACGAGACGCACUUUAUGGCUGAAGGAAAUCAUGAAAUAUCAAAGGAGUACAGAACUUCUAAUUCCACGAUUACCGUUUCAAAGAGUGGUUCGAGAAAUAGGUCUAAAAGUGGCAAAUGAUAGAGGAUGUGGACUAUUGUGGAAAUGA
This is a messenger RNA of Naegleria fowleri, 807 nucleotides long. RefSeq lists its product as uncharacterized. The record is from RefSeq and is a predicted model, not a curated record. Bases 1 to 807 code for a protein of 268 amino acids. Gene Ontology annotation, cellular component: nucleosome. Lineage: Eukaryota; Heterolobosea; Eutetramitea; Acrasida; Naegleriidae. The transcript has a single exon. Gene Ontology annotation, molecular function: protein heterodimerization activity; DNA binding; structural constituent of chromatin.